AUGGGAGACAGGCUGCCGGAACCUCACGCCAGCUCUUCCCCUGCUGUGGCUGCCGGCUCAGAAGCGGAAGAAAUCGAGGUGCUCGACUCCGAGGAUGUCCUACCUAUGGCCGCAGAGGAUCACUGGAAAGCUCUGUUUGAUCAGUUUGAUCCUGACAACACCGGCUAUAUCAGCACGGAGAAGUUUCGUUCCCUUCUCCAGAGACACGGCUCAGAGCUGGACCCCCACAAGCUGGAGGUCCUCUUGGCCCUGGCAGACAGCAACUCAGAGGGGCGGAUCUGCUACCAGGACUUCGUCAACCUGAUGAGCAACAAAAGGUCGAAUAGUUUCCGCCAAGCCAUCCUUCAGGGCAACAGGAGGCUGUGCAGCAAGGCGCUGCUGGAGGAAACAGGGCUGAGCCUGUCACAGAGGCUGAUCCGACACGUCGCAUAUGAGACCCUGCCGCGAGAGAUAGACCGCAAGUGGUACUACGACAGCUAUACCUGCUGCCCUCCACCCUGGUUCAUGAUUACCAUCACCAUCGUAGAGGUUGCCUUUUUUCUUUACAAUGGAGUGGUGCUAGACAGAUUUGUGCUGCAAGUCACCCAUCCCUUAUACCUGAAAAAUGCAUUACUUUACCAUCCUCAACUCCGUGCUCAGGCUUGGAGGUACCUAACCUACAUAUUCAUGCACGCAGGGAUAGAACACCUUGGUCUCAAUGUUGUCCUUCAGCUCUUGGUUGGGGUUCCCCUGGAAAUGGUGCAUGGAGCUGCGAGGAUCAGCUUUGUGUACGUUGCUGGAGUUGUGGCAGGGUCGCUGGCAGUGUCAGUGGCUGAUAUGACAGCACCUGUGGUUGGCUCCUCUGGAGGCGUGUAUGCCCUUGUCUCGGCUCACUUGGCCAAUAUAGUCAUGAAUUGGUCUGGAAUGAAGUGCCAAUUCAAACUGCUACGCAUGGCUGUUGCCUUGAUCUGUAUGAGCUUUGAAUUUGGAAGAGCUGUGUGGCUGAGAUUCCACCCCUCCGCCUACCCUCCAUGCCCACAUCCCAGCUUCAUGGCUCACCUGGGAGGGGUGAUGGUUGGGAUCACCCUCGGUGUCAUUAUCUUGAGGAACUAUGAGCAGAGACUUCAAGAUCAGACUUUAUGGUGGAUCUUCCUUUCUAUUUAUCUAAUCUUUGUGUUGUUUGCCAUCUUCUGGAACAUUUUUGCCUACAGCCUGUUGGAUUUGAAGCUACCUCCCCCUCCUUGAAUGCACAGGACAGGAGACUCUGGAGAGCAGAAGCGGUCUGCCAGCUGCAUUAUACGAGAGAAGAUGGAGGUUCUAUUUUUAUAUUUAACUUAGGGGAGGAUGAUUAUUUUGAACACAACCGUGUGUGGAAGAAGAUGCUUAAAGAUCUCACAAGUGAAUGGACUGAUCAGUUUGUUAUUAAAUCUAGCAGGUACUGUAAUGCUGGCUGGCCUGGGCCCUGCAGUUUCUUCACUGCUAGGGCUUCCAUUGGGCACCUUGAACUUGGACAUUUAUCACAUGGUUUGUUAGCACACAUCAAUAUUCUGUAUGGGAUAUUUGCAUUUUCCUGGUCAGUGCUGGAAUUACAGCCAAUUGUUGAAUGAAUCUCCUCAAUAUUACUAAACACAAGAUGGAAAAAGAGCAGUCAGUUACUAACUAGAGACCUGCAUGACACUCCCAAGGCAGACUGGGUUUGGUUUCUACAGAUACAUUUGACUGUUCAGCCAUACCAGUGCCACUGUCUAAUUACUUGAAUGGUUCCUUAAAAUUUUAAGCCUUUGGUGGAACUUGUUUUAUGCACCUUUGAAAGGGAUCAGCAGAACUUUGUCACCCAAAGUGAUGGAGACUGGUCUUUCAACUACAGGUCAAAUGAAUUUGCACUAUAAACCUUGGAAACUCUUUAGAGUGAUGUGGAUACUGGGCUAGAGGUGAAUUUACCAUGCAUGAUUUACUUGAUUUAUACUUUUUUUCCCAGCCUGUUGUGGCUACAGCUUGUGGCUGGGGUUUCUUUUUGAGAGAUGGAGGAGAGGAAGGCAAGUGUUCAGUUUUGAUUUUGUCAGUUGACAAUGGGGUUUUCUUCUCACUUUAUUUGGGGCUGUAUUGAUUUAAUGCCUGGCCUGCAGUGAUAUCUAAGCAGGGAUCUCAACUCUUCCAACAGGCUCCAGCUUUAGAGACAUCCAGUCUGUUUGAAGCCAACUUUGUCCACUGAAGGUAGUGGGGUUAAAUCAGGGUGUGUGUCUGGCUUCCUCCUGAAGUGGAAAGAAGUGUUAUAGUGAAUGUUGUGAAGUUCAUAAAACUGGUUUUCAAAUGGCUGCUAAAAUCUGAGGAUGGCAAGUCUUUCUGAGGCA
Molecule: messenger RNA, 2330 nt
Organism: Lagopus leucura (white-tailed ptarmigan)
Lineage: Eukaryota; Metazoa; Chordata; Aves; Galliformes; Phasianidae
Gene: RHBDL3
Product: rhomboid like 3
Exons: 9
Coding region: 1-1224 (407 amino acids)
Cellular component (GO): membrane
Molecular function (GO): calcium ion binding; serine-type endopeptidase activity
Source: RefSeq, a predicted model, not a curated record